Gregarina niphandrodes is the source of this 6822-nucleotide messenger RNA. RefSeq names its product ABC transporter. The record is from RefSeq and is a predicted model, not a curated record. Bases 1 to 6822 code for a protein of 2273 amino acids. Gene Ontology annotation, cellular component: membrane. Gene Ontology annotation, molecular function: ATP hydrolysis activity; ATP binding; ABC-type transporter activity. Lineage: Eukaryota; Apicomplexa; Conoidasida; Eugregarinorida; Gregarinidae. The transcript has 2 exons.
AUGCACUGCACGCAACUGACCGUGGGUACGGCUGGCCGCGUGUUGCUCGACCGCGUCACGCUGGUUGCUCUCCGUGGAAAAGUCACGGGCAUCCUUGGCCCGUCUGGCGCCGGCAAAACCACACUGCUUAACACACUUCUCGGACGCGUCCCUCAAAACCAGGUCCAAGGUCAAGUCAGCACACGCGACCCAGCAUGUACCGACCCAGCAUGUACUGACCCAGCAUUAACUGACCCAGCAUUAACUGACCCAGCUAACACGCACCCUACGCGGACUGAUGCUGGACGUACAGAUGCUCUACACGCACGGACGGAUGCUCUACACUCGCUACGAACGGCAGGGGCCGGGGAAGGGACACGUGGCCGCGAAUCCUCCUUCGCGGAAUCGAACGCCAUCAGCGAGGAUGACUACACGACCAUCCGUUCGCUUUCACGCGGGGGAUUGCGUUCAGCCCAGACGCGCCUGGACUCUGUUUUCGCGGAAAGUGCCUGGCCGUCCUCCGCCCUGAACCGGACGCUGGACCGGACAUUAGACGGGCCCCUGAAUCGAGAAAGGACCCUUCCCCUGGACAGGACCCUGCCCGUGCCCCGGACAGGGGGCACUGUUUUGUUUACCGGUGCAAGUAGCUUCGCUGACCUACAGGAGAGUGCGGAGCGUUUCGGCUCCCCUCUGGAAGUCCCCUCCGCUCCGUUGGCCCCGGCAGAUGUGGCCUCUGCCACUGGUCUGUCGGUCGCCCGAGAAAGGUUGCGAGUGGGGUACGUGAUGGCCAAAGAUUCUUUGUAUCCGUUUUUGACGGUGCGCGAAACACUGGAACAGGGUGCAUGGUUGAGAUUGCCGGCGCGUCUAUCCAGGCGGUCGCGUGCAGCUGCAGUGGCGGCGGUCGUGCGGAGCAUGCAGUUAGGCGCGUGUCUUGAGCAACUGGUCGGCGACCAUAUUUCUCGGGGCGAGCGGCGACGACUGGCGGUUGCACUUGAACUUCUUGCCUCACCCGAUGUACUCGUACUCGACGAACCGACCAGCGGGGUCGACAGCGUGCUAGCGCUACAGCUCAUGCGGCUGCUACAACGACUGAGUCGCGAGUGUGGCCUUACAGUCCUCGCCACACUCCACCAACCAGCAGACCGCGUACUCGAAACUCUCGACCAUCUCGUUCUACUCAUGCAGGGCCGCGUCAUCUAUCAAGGACCCGUACCCGAGGUCACGCCUUUCUUCGCCGCACAUGCUGGCAUCGGCAAACCUGCACACUACUCAGUCGCUGACUUCAUGCUCGAAAUCGCAUCCUGUCCAGACCGCGCGACGGAACCCACCGAACGUGAGCUCGACCGCUACCAAUGGGAACCCUGUCACGACCGAGAACCCCCCCUCGACCGAGAACCCCGCCAUAACGAGCUGCCUCCCUUCUCUCCGAAGCUGGGGGGACCGGGUUUCCUCUCCGCAAGGAGUGCCGUCCAAACCGACAAAGGUGGCUUACUCGCUACUGUCGGUGCCGGCUGUGAUGAAGAAGAAAACCUCGACCCUCAACGGCGCGGCUGCGCCACCUGGCGCGGCCCCGGUCCGGGUUGUCUUGAGUCCCAAUCUCAGGCUCGCACUGUGGUGACACCAGGUGCAGGAUUACGGUCAGGUUCUGCAUCUUCGCACAUACAUACGGACUUGGUGCUUCCGAGACGUGCGGCGUCACGCUUGUUGAGUCGAACGUCGUCGUCGGGCGCUAAAGAGUGGACUAUGUCACGCGUGCUGCACCAGAUUUACGAGGCCUCGGGAUACGGCGCGCGAGUAGAGGCACUGAUCAUGACCCAGCGCCGCCAGUUCCGUCUCGCCCGAAUCCGGAUGGGGGUCGGGACUGAGUUCUCAGGAGCCGAGUUCUCAGGAGCGCGUUCUGGGAUGGAAUCCAGGAUGGGACCGGAGAUGGGAGGGCGGGUAGAAACUUCUGGUUCGAUGCCGUGUCUUAUGAGCGAGGUUCAAGGCGUGCCCGUCUCGGUGGAGGACCUCGCCGCCUUCAAUCAGGAUAAGGCUGUGUCGUGGCGCACACAGUUCCGGGUUUCACUUGACCGCGCUUGGAAACGUCGCUCUCGCACCUGGCUGAAGACGCUGGUCAUCUGGCUCGCUGCCUGGGUCCAGGCCACGCUUUUCGGUCUCGUUUUCUACGACAUUGGGGGGCCCGUCGAACAAGUACAGAUACCCGCCUUUAACACCUGGCCCUUCUGGCACUCUGACCCCAUCCGCUACCUCAGUACUGGACUCACCGGCGGUCGAGACGCCGACCCGGUGGUGGAAGUGGAUCCGGUGGGAAUUGAACCAGUGGUGGGAAUUGAACCAGUGGUUGGAAUUGAACCAGUGGUUGGAAUUGAACCAGUGUUGGGAAUUGACCGGGAAGUUGCAAUUGACUCAGGAGUUGACGCGGAAGUGGGAGGGGAAAUUGAAUCAGUGGAUCCAGUUGCGGUGGUUGGUAUCGGGGUGGGUGGUCGGAGGUUGGAAGCGGAGUCAUGGUCGCCGGCAUUUGGUUGGGAUUCGUCUUGGUCGCGCACACGUGUGCGGCAAGAUCCGUUUGUGGCGCUGGCGUCGGGAGGUGUUAACAGGCGGACUCGUUCGUCGGUGGUGUUGGAUGUAGUGGCGAAUUUGCCAGCGGUGAGUUCGUAUCUGACGGCGGUGGCGACAUGUUAUCGGACACAUAUGCCGGCGGCGGAGGGGUCGUUGUCGGAGUGGCGUGCAGACGACAAGUUUAAUGUGACCUUGGGUGAGGGUUACCCAAGUGUGCAGGACGUGCUUUCUGCGCUGGCGGCUUUGCCCCAAGUACUCUGGCUACUUGAACAUUCCGAAUUCAACUGGCCACCCCUCGAAGGAGUAGGACCCGAUCCUGUGCGUUACUUCCUACCAGGUGUUAUUCGAAGCGCCUCUCACAUGACACCACUCGUGUGCUGUCUUGGCAACCCUCUGCCGUUCGCUUUUAUAAUAACUAAGUUCACCAAACGAUGUCAACAACUUUACGGAACCGACUUGCCCACACCGCCUCGAGAUUGGCAAUGGUACGCAGCCGGCACUGACCUACAAGACAUCGCGCACACACUGGGUCGACCCGACUCUGGAACUGAAGGUCCAGCGGCCACUACUCCUCCCAGGAUACCCAACUAUUCAGAGCUAGGUGGGAGUAUUUCGAUUGGGGACAUGCCCAUCGGGCAGUAUAAUAGCGUGAUGGACAUGCCCAUAGCAGAGAAGUACAGCAGUAUCCCGUUACAGAAGCGAGCCUUUCUCGAGGAAUGGAUUAAAACUCACCCGGAUGACCAGAACCCUUCCGAAGAGGCUUUGGCCAACUGGGGUUUCAAGGCGUUCGAUGUCUACGAAGGAGCACGCCACGAACGUACGACGACCACCACCACCACCGCCGCCCCGCCAGCGCCGGUGCAGCUCGAUCGCGACCCGUUAGAGCUUUUGAAGGAAAUGAUUUUAGCGGGCGCACAAGCCAGCGCACAAGCCAGCGCACAAGCCAGCGCUCAAGCCAGCGCUCAAGCCAGCGCUCAAGCCAGCGCUCAAGCCAACCCUGCGACCGAGAUCGGUUCGGAAGGCGGCGAUGUACAGAGCGCUGCUCAGGAUGCUCUACAGAACGUCAACGUCGCCCCGUCUUGGGCAGCUCCGGAAGGGGCGUCUGGACAAGGGGGGUCUCGGACGGCUCCCCAAGACAGGAUAGUUCAACCAGGAGUUGGCAUUCUCCAAUCAGGAGCUGAGAUUACCCAGCCGGGGGUGAGUGGCGCCCCGGCUCGCCGAUUAUCGUCUGGGUUGGCGAAGACGGUGGAUGACGUGUUGGCGACGGUGACGAAAAGUACGCCGCGUUUGGAUCGCCUGGUGGCGUCGUUGCGUCGUUUGCAAACACGUGUUUCGAGUUGCCCGGGGGAAACGGCGACUUGUCGAUGGCUACGUCGUAAGGCGAGUGAAGUACAGAACGUGGUAGAUGAUUCGAUGGCAACGGUAGGCACGUUGUUGAAUGUUCAGGGUGUAAUUCUGUUCCUUUUGAUUAAUUUGGGGUUCAUGACUGCCGAGGUUUUGUCAGAUGGACACAAGUACCGAGUGCCCUUUAAUCGUGAGCGCUCGCUCAAACUGAUUCGUUCUAGCUCCCACUUAACCGCGAACAUGCUUGUAGACUUUCCCUUCCAUUCAGUCGUUGCCGGCAUAUUCACCACUGCCUUCCUGCUGCUUACGCGGCUCCCUCUGUAUUCCUACACUAUGGUCCUUUCGCUCUAUCUCACUGUAUGGCUGUUCAGCUGGUCCGCCUACUCCGUCGCGUAUGUGGUCGCCAGCAUCGUCGACCGCGUCGACAUCGGGGCAGUUUUACUCGCCGGUGUAACCGCCGUCAUGCUCAUUGUUACCGGCAUGUUUGUUGGCGACGCAGGACUCCCGGGAUGGAUACUCUGGCUUAAAUCUUUCAGCAUCUACCGCUUCGGCUACUCCGCUCUCACCCUGGUCCAGUUUCCCGACAACAAUAGCUUCGGUGUCCUACCAAAUGAAAUAGCACGUGCAAUUGCCGGGCUACAAGAAUGGGAUUACAGCUACAACAUCCUUAUGAUGCUCACACUAGGUCUAUUCUACAGAAUGCUCGCUAUCGUCUUCACUGAUAUGCUAUACAAGCACCUGAGUAAAUACCUCUACCCGGACUCCUCCUAUACUCCCGGCUACGCUGCCAAGAUCGUUACCCCAGACAUAAUUCACUACCUGACCAGUCAUGACCCGACGAAAUUACCUGACAUGAUUAUACCCCGACCCUACCAUACCCCGACCCUACCAUACCCCGACCUACCAUACCCCGACCUACCAUACCUCGACGGGCCAUACCCCUUACAUCAUCGAUCUUCUAACAGGACGGGUAAAAGCAUAAUAUAUGAUGCUAUCGUUUAUACGGACAACAAUAACCAAGUGAAGUAUCUCAGGGGAAGCAGUACUCAGGGGCACGUCGUGGACGCGAAGCAGGUAUCCGUGGACACAGCCGAACAAGUUGCUCAGCCGACUGGGCAAUCGAUUAGCUCGUCGAUUAGUCGCGAGGUCGUACCUCGACGAGGGCAGGAAACGAUUGGCGACUCAGAACUGGGAUUCGAGCAAACACAGCUCGCCCAAGCCCAGACGCAAGCCGCUCAAGCGCAGGCUGUCCAAGUUGAGCAGGAGCGUGUGGCCCAGCAAGAAGAGGACGCUGUUAACUUGACCGUUUCGCUCGCUGCCGAUGUGCAGAUUCAAGAACCUGUGGUUCCCGAAGCGGACCACCGCUUGGUUCAAGAAGCCGUGGUUCAAGAAGAGGCUGUGGCUCCCGGAGUAGCGAUGGCGCCAGCCGUUUACUUUGUUGCGGGGGAGGAGGUGGGUGGUUGGCCUGCGGAGGUGCAAGAUCCCGCCCCGGCGGAGGCGGUGAUGAAUGGGUCGCAGGCGGCAGAGUCAGUGGUGGGUGGUCCAAUAGUGGAGAAGUCAGCGGAAUUAGCCACAGAGUCGUCGUCAUCGGAGGGGUCGUCAUCGUUGCCGGCAGGGGGACCAUUGCCUGUGCGCGAGUACCUAAGUAGUUCUUUGUUGCAUGCGUUACAGGGUCGUGGAUUGGAUCAGUUUGUUUUAUCUGUUGAGCAGAUGUUAGCUCAAGGUUUGUCGGGUGCUCAGAGUCUGUUGUUACGUGACGCGCCAUGGGGUGUGCGACAGCGGGAGGCGAUUCGUCAGGCGAUAUUGGAUACUAUCGACGUGGCAGGAAGGGAAGCUCGGGCGGCGGUAAGUGAAAGUCAGUUUAGUGUUCCGUCAGCUCCCCCGUUGGGUAUCGUGCCGAUUCCGGCUCGGACGCCUGGUAAGUGGACUGGUCGUGCGGCAGCCGACGGAACUGGAGAGAAGUUACCAUCCUUCGCGGACGUGGUAGCAGACCGUUGGGCAGAGACGGUGAAGGAGACAGUGAACUUACCGAGGAUGGGUCCGUUUAAUCCGGCCAGUUGGCGACCUGAGGAAGUGGCGGCGGUUUUAGGUCCGUUAUUGAACAUGAUACCUCAUGAAGUGACACAGUUGAUUGAGCAUCGUGCCCGUGCACAAGCAGAUUUGGGAAUGGAUCAUCGUGCCAUUGACGCAGCUGCGAACGCCGCACAACGUGCGUUUGGAGACACAGUCUAUCAGGCAGAUGUCGCCGGCAUAGGACAUCUUCAGAUGGGCAAUAAAUGGGCACACUACAAACUGAAGCCCGCCAUCCUUGAUCUACCACUUUUAGGACCCGCCAAUCCCGCACAACAAUUAGCUGCUAACACGCAUAUCAGUCUACCCUUCAAGGCCUCACGAAUUGAUGGACCAAGACCACCUUUCCUAGCACUCGAAAACUUGGCACUACUCAACCCACUCAAUGCUUACGAACCAAAAAAGGCUAAACCCGAACUUCCACUACACUCCAUACUCACACCCGUGGACCGCAGAAGGAGAAGACUCAAUUCCAUCGAUGACUUCAUCAACGAAUGGCAUCUACUUGAACGACCAUUCCUCCGAAAAAUACUCCAUUAUCUCCCUUCAUCCAAACGAAACACUGAUGACUCCCUUGACGGACAGACCAUCGCAAACGGACAGACCAUCGCAAACGGACAGACCAUCGCAAACGGACAAUCCGCUGAUGAUCGCAGUCAAGAAACAAACAAAGAACCACGCAGAGAGGAUCAGGCACGGGGCUUGAUGCGGCGAACCACAGAGGCAUUUGAGGAGGACGCCACCAGAUCUAACCAAGAGCUUCAUGAGGACAGCCAGGAUACACUUUCUAUAAUGACUGGAAAAAGACACAUGAGAGAUAAAAUCGAAUUCGGUGAUGACCAUGAUGUACUCCGAGGAACUGACAUCUAA